AAACUGUUAAAAUAAUUAACACCGUUAAAUGGGUGCAAACGUGAAGGCUGAUAAGGCAGGAUCUUUUGACACGUGGCAUUCACGUGGACGUCCAUGUUGGCGUCUAAAUGGCGCUGAUAUGGGCACCCCUACAUCUAAACACGUUUACAUAUAUUUUCUCCCCCGUCUUUCCCCUUCUUACUCCAUAUCUGAUUCUUCAGCAAAACAAGAAAAGGCAAAAAGCUUGCAAGAACUGCAGGCGGACUUCGAAACUAGAACCAGAAAAUGCGAAGCUUCAUCAACCUUCCUCCUUUCUCUCCGCAACGCAUCUUGCAGAACCUGAAGCUUCUGUUCAAUAAGCUUCCACAUUUCUCAUUUCCUCUUUUUUGAAGCUUCCUCAAUCUGAAGCUUCUUCAAUCUGCAAACCUGAAUUUUCCUCUUUAUUUCUGCAACACGACUGAACCUGCAUCAAGGAAAGAUUCAAGAAUCCGGAUCUUGGGGUGAGAAAAUAGAUAUAUGUAUAGGUGCCUGUCGGUUGUUGACAAUGAAGAGUAUAUGAAGGCUGCUCAUAAUGUGCUCGACAAAAUGCUUCAAAGACUCUUUAAAUCCAUAGAUGUACAGGCUGCAGUUUGUUGUCAAUGAAGAGUAUACAGAGGCUGCUCAUAAUGUGCUUGACAAAAUGCUUCAAGGACUCUUUAAAUCCAUGUAAAUUGAGUUCAAGAGAGAAGAUUACUUGCAGGUCUGUUGAGGUUGGGUUUUUUUAAAAAAAAUCUUCCUGAACGUGUGUUUGUUGCAGAAAUAUGGAGAAAAGGAGAAAACUUACUGAUACAAAACAUCUAUUCGGGUUUCCUCGUCACUGUUGCAGAACAAAAGGUAGGAGCUUCAUGAAGUUUCUGGUUCUCCGACGUCCCAAGGCAAGGAGGAAGCCUUUUUUAUGCUUUCUUUGGCUUUCGGAUGGACGUACAAGCUAUAAUGUGAUGUAUUGCAGAGGAAGAAGAAGGCGUAUUGCAGAGGAAGAAGGCGUGUUGCAGAGGGAAAAGAGGAAGCUUGAUGAAGCUUCGGGGGAAAGAAAGGGGAGGAGAGGAAUGUAAUCUGGUUUGGGCUUAGUCGCCUACGUGGAUGCUUACGUGGCAAAAAUUAAAAGACCCUGCCUUGUCAGCUUGCACAUGUACAUAUAUUUAACGGUGUCAAUUGCUUUAACGCUAGGGGGGCUUAUUUGAACACUUUGUAAAAGUAAAAGGACUAUUUUGAACACAGAAAAUUUUGGGGGCUUUUUUGAACAUUUAACAGUGUUAAUUGUCUGUCCGUUCAUCUGGCUCUCCUCUAUCCCUUCCGUUCGCGUUUCCUCUCCCCUGCUUCUAGGACUCUCGGCUAUCAGUUUCACGGUCGCAGCUAGCAGCCCUGCUCGUCGCACUUUGGCCUGGUACGUGCUAGUUGAUGCAAGGAGAGUUGUAUAUGCUGGACAUUCAUAGAGAUUGAGAGAUUAGAGAGAAGAAGAAGAGAAAUAGAAGAUUAGAGAGGUGAAGGCAGAAAGAAGAAAAAGGUGAAGAAGGAGAGAAGGCUUGAGGGAUAAGGAUAGAACAUAGAUAGUUGUAGAAGAUUUUAGAGCGAUAAUGUUAAGCACGAUAUGUUUUUAGGCCGCUGUUUUCUAAAAAGAAGUAAUAUUUUAAGCAGAGGUUUUCACGUGGGCAAGCAAUUCUCCAAUCCAAGAACUGAGGAUAUUGUCUUUCGAGCUAUUUGUGUAAGUUUAAGACAAAGGAGAUGGAAAAUCUUGCAACAGACAUUGCCAAAUCUCAACAAUUCUUUGGUGAAUCAAGUUAUUUGGGAGUUUCGCGACUCGCCACGGUUAGCUCUGGAGUUCUACACUUUGGUUGCAGAGAAAGCGGGUUUUUUUCAUUCAUUAGAAUCUUGUUGUACAAUAUGUCAUGUCUUAGUUUGUUCGAGGAGAUUCGAUGAUGCUUUAUGCCUUAUGAGGAAGUUGAUGCUUGUAAAUGGUGUUUCACCAUUGGAAGUUUUGGAUGCUUUGGUUAGAAGUUAUGAAACUUGCCAUUCAGUUCCUGCUGUCUUUGAUACACUGGUUAAGGCUUGUAAUCAAAUUGGAGCCAUUGAUGGCGCUUAUGAAGUGAUCAAGAAGUUGAGAAUGGAAGGUUGCUGGGUUUCAAUUCAUGCUUGGAAUAACUUUAUGAGUCAUCUCUUGAAGUCUGAUGAGAUUGAUAGAUUUUGGAAGCUGUAUAAGGAGAUGUUGGCUUGUGGAUAUAUCGAAAAUAUAAACACCUUUAACUUGGUCAUAUAUGCUCUUUGUAAGGAAUUGAAAUUAUUAGAAGGGAUAUCGGUAAUUUAUUUGAUGUUAAAGCGUGGGAUCUGGCCUAAUGUUGUUACCUUUAAUAUGAUAAUUGAUGGAGCUUGCAAGAUGGGUGACUUGGAUCUUGCCUUGAAGCUUGUCAAGAAAAUGGGAGUAAUGUCAAGAGAUUGUAUUUUGCCAAACACAAUAACAUACAAUUCAAUCAUUAACGGUUUAUGCAAAACAGGAAGAGUAGCAUUUGCAGAAGAAGUUCGAAAUGACAUGAUUAAAGCAGGCAUUGAUAUGUAUGUUCGUGGAUUGACGCCCGCUGUCACUUACGGUACUUUAAUUGAUGGGUACUGCAAGGAAGGAAAUAUUGAAAAGGCUGUUGAUGUUUAUGAAAAAAUGACGAAGGCAACUAACUACUCCAACUUGGUGAUAUACAAUUCCAUUAUUAAUGGAUUAUGCAAGGAGGCAUCAGUUGGAGCUGCAGAACUUAUGGUGGAUUCAUUGGCAAGAAUUGAUUCUCUUGAUGCUGUAACCUACAAUACUCUGAUGAAUGGGUAUUUUUUCAGCGGAAAGAUUAACAAGGCCUUCGUUCUAUUCUCAGAAAUGAUAAAAAUGGGCAACUUAGUAAACAGAGUCACUUAUAAUAUAUUAAUGAACUUUUUCUGCAAAUUUCAGUGUUAUGAACAAGCGAAGAGACUUGUGAAGAGGAUGGUUUUUCUGGGUGUGGUUCCUGAUUUUAUUACUUAUACAACUCUUAUUACAUCUUUCGGUAAAAAUUGCACUCCAGAGGAAGUGAUUGAACUGCAUGACUAUAUGGUUCUCAAUGGAGUAGUUCCUGAUACAGAAGUUUACAGAAGUAUUGUUUGUCCCCUUCUUCAAGAAUAAAGCCUGAAAACUUAAAUUUGAUAUAGGCCGUAGGUGGAUUGAGCUCCAACACUGAAGUGUAUGUAUGUUUGGAUCUGAAUUAUAUUUGAUCGAUUGUGUAUUUCAAACUUUACAAUAUAGAUUAGGAGAACAA
Messenger RNA from Carica papaya (papaya), 3287 nucleotides. The record is from RefSeq and is a predicted model, not a curated record. NCBI's taxonomy places the organism in Eukaryota, Viridiplantae, Streptophyta, Magnoliopsida, Brassicales, Caricaceae.